AUGAGUGCAUACUCUACACUUAAAGAGAAACUAUUGAACGCAAAGUACUGGAUACUUAGAUACUCAACAGAAGAAGUGUUUGCCAGGAAGAUCCUUUCCAACCAAAAGACAGACUCCAUCAAAGACAUUGGGUUUCUUAUCUCUGCCUCUUUUAUGGACAGUAAAAUUCUGAACAUUGCUCUGAAGAUCGCGUUUAAACGGCUGGGCGUGUGCGAGACUAUCUUGUUUUCCAAGCACAUACAGUACUACAAGUCGCUAGUGUUCCUGCAGAAGGUGUGCAUGGAGAGCUCUUUAGCCAAGAGAGAAGUAAAGAAAAACCACAAAAAAAUACUCCCGUUCAUAUUCUACACCAAAAGCUGCUGCAACUUGGACAUGAGCAUAAGAAUCGCAUCAAUUGCCAUACUAAAACAGAUAAACAAAGAGCUAGUAGCAUCGGAUCCAUCGCACAACACUUUCAUUACCUGUGUGUCUAAUACGUACAUCGAAGCAGAUGAGUGCACAGACAAUGAAAUAUUAGAAGAGUGCUAA
This is a messenger RNA of Nematocida minor, 528 nucleotides long. RefSeq lists its product as uncharacterized. The record is from RefSeq and is a predicted model, not a curated record. Lineage: Eukaryota; Fungi; Microsporidia. Bases 1 to 528 code for a protein of 175 amino acids. The transcript has a single exon.